AUGGCUCCAAUUCGCCGUAUUGCCCAGAUUGUUCACCUCAAGCCUUCGGCCGUGGCAGCGUAUAAAGAAUGCCACGCGAACGUCUGGCCGGAGGUUCUGCAGCAGAUCAAGGACUGCAAUAUCCAGGACUAUUCAAUCUUUUUUGAUAAUGACCGCACCCUCUUUGCGACUUUCAAGUACGUCGGAACUGACUAUGAGGGCGAUAUGGAGCUCAUGCGAGCCAACCCGAAGGUGCGGGAGUGGUGGGCUAUGACAGAUGGAAUGCAGGAGAGCCCCAUUCCUGGUGCCGUUGGUAGUGCCGAUGGGCCAGGAUGGUGGAAGGUAUUGGACGAAGUCUUCUAUAACGAGUAA
Messenger RNA from Penicillium verhagenii, 351 nucleotides. RefSeq names its product L-rhamnose mutarotase. Lineage: Eukaryota; Fungi; Ascomycota; Eurotiomycetes; Eurotiales; Aspergillaceae. Bases 1 to 351 code for a protein of 116 amino acids. Gene Ontology annotation, molecular function: racemase and epimerase activity, acting on carbohydrates and derivatives. The record is from RefSeq and is a predicted model, not a curated record. The transcript has 3 exons.